Messenger RNA from Paramecium primaurelia, 909 nucleotides. NCBI's taxonomy places the organism in Eukaryota, Ciliophora, Oligohymenophorea, Peniculida, Parameciidae. The record is from the annotation of a GenBank genome assembly.
AUGCAAAAAAGAGUUAGUGACAUUACUACUUUAAAAAUUAGAACAACAAAUCCAAAUGGUUUAAAUAAAUAAUAUCUUUCAUAGAUAUCUCUCAAAGUGAUCAACCUUUUUUUAAUCAAAGACUCGAUCAAACAAGAGAUAAUAUUCAAAUUCCAUAAUCUAUUUAGGAGAUACUUUUUCCUAACUUUUAAUUAAGAUCUUUGACAUCUGUAAUUGCAUUGUUAUUAACUUUAAAUUAUAUAUGUCAAUACAUCUAUUAUAAAGUUUCAGGAUAUAAAUAUUUUGGAUGUGUAUUAUAUGAAUUGGGUGCAUUUUAUGCAGCUGAUGUAAUUUAUGAAUGUACUAAUCAUUUGGAAUUAAGAUGAGUUCUAUAGAUAUAUUACUGGGACCUUGUAUUUUGGGAGUAUCUACAAUGCAAUCAUUUUUGUAAUUACAUUUACAAUGGAAGCCUAUACAUUAGAAUAUAUGUUAGGAAAGUUUGUUAUUUGCAUAUAUUUAAAUGCAGGAAUCUAUGGUUUAAUAUUCUCAGCAUUGAUUUAUAAAAAUUCUAUCACAACAGGAAAUUGUGGAAUCAUUUUUACUAUCUUAGUCCUCUAUGGGUCUAAUCUAAUUAAAAAAUAUCAUGAAAUGGAAAAUGCCAAAGCUAUCAUAGGUCUUUAUUGUAUACUAUUAAUUUUAAACUUUUUAACCAUUUUAGAAACUCAAAAUACAAAUAUUGGUAUAGUUAUUGGAGGAAUAAUUAAUGGGUUUGGUAUAUCAAUAUUUAUACAUUUUCGUCAUAUUAAUGAAAAAACAAAAAAAGUUACAUUUAUUUUAUUAUUUGUAAUAUUUUCAGUUGAAAUCAUGCUAUUUGGAUUAUUACAGAAUAUAGAUGUUGAUAAGAUAUUCAAAAUUAAUUUAUUUUGUUGA